This is a messenger RNA of Caenorhabditis remanei, 612 nucleotides long. RefSeq lists its product as uncharacterized. The record is from RefSeq and is a predicted model, not a curated record. Bases 1 to 612 code for a protein of 203 amino acids. The transcript has 2 exons. Lineage: Eukaryota; Metazoa; Nematoda; Chromadorea; Rhabditida; Rhabditidae.
AUGCGUCACACUCCAACGUAUUCAGAGUUCGGUUUGGAAGAGCCCGGAAAAAUGAGUUAUGCAUUAGUUAAAGAUAUCAAAAGAAACAAUACAACUAUGUUAACCUGGACAUGGAAGAGCAAGUUUUGGGGUCCAGUGUCAGAGGAAUGGAGUUGGUUGAAAUCGAAGGAUAUUGAUUUUCAUUGCAAAAUAAUUUUCGAGGCUGACUCGACCGCAUUAUUAUGGUGUCCAUCAGAAAAUCAAGCAUCUCGGAAAAGAUUUGCAACUGCACUCCAUUCCCAUAUGUGUGAAGUAUUCCGGGUUGAACCAGAAAUGCAAUUCGAUUUGUCUUUGGAUUACAUGGAUGAACUUCCGUGUACGAAUACGGUUAGAGAUGUUACUCUGUUUGACACAUCUGUGAAUUCCAAAGUUCUCGAUGAAUUUUUGGAAACAUUUCAAGUAACUCGAGUACUUUUCUCUAAAACUAUGAAACCAAACAACCCGUUGAAAGAUUCAAAGAGACUUUAUCACCUGAGCAACAUGUUUAUUCACUCAGCCCUCUGGCUCAAUGGCUCAAAACUACUUGGAUUGAAUUGUGAAAAAUUUGAUGGUGAUGGACUCCGGACUCUCUGA